AUGGGCGACUACGAGGAGUGUGGCGAAUUCCAGGCCGUGUGUAUCAACGCUGGAGAUGACGAAGGCGCCGAUAUAACUUUUGAAUACAACGGCAAACGCAUCACUGUGUCACUCUUCGCAAGCUCCUCCUGCCAAGCAAGUGGGAAUUCGCAGCACGAAAACUACAUCGAAGAUCGGUUGAUCCGCCUUUUAAACCAAGCUGUCACUGCCGAUGACGAAGAUUAUGACGAGCUCGUGGACGAGGCAUCCGACGUUAUCCUUGGCCUUGGAAAGAUUCUCUUCUCGCAGGUGGCGCCACCACUGCCUGUUUCCAUCCUCUCCGAUCAAGACUUGCACUCGCAUCUCUAUCCUAAGACUCUCAACUUUCGCCUCGAAACCGUCGAUAAUAAAGCCGUCAUCUUCCCCAUCAGCCCAGACGACACAAUCUCGCUCCCAGAUACUGCUCCGGAUCCUGAUUUGGAGACUGAUUUCCAAGCUGACAGCAUAAUCCCUCAGUACUCUUCCAGAGAGGUCAUCAUUCAACGUGUCUUUGCCAGCGGGAACAAUACUGUCAGCAAAGUUCAGGUCGGUUCUCAAACUAUGCUGUGCAAGGCUCACAGGGCAGGACUUCAGGACCCAAACCUUAAACAAGAGCUAGUCAGCGUACAGAAAAUAAGGGAGGCUGGCAUUAAUUCUCGCGCGCAAAUUCGCGUCCCAAGCCUUCAAGGAUAUGUCAGACAUGCCGAUUCAGGAGCAAUCAUCGGACUGCUGCGUGAUUUUAUCCUGUCUGGCGUCUACGGCGGCACCUUACGCGAUGUAGAUGUGUCUGCUGUGCCAAAGGAAAUGAGACGGAAGUGGGCAAAUCAAAUACGCGAGACUGUGGAUGAGCUACAUGAGGCUGGAGUAGUUUGGGGAGAUGGGAAGGCGUCUAAUGUAGUCAUGGAUCAGAGUGACAACGCCUGGCUUAUUGACUUUGCGGGUGGGUGGUCGAAAGGAUGGGUGGAUGAGGAGCUGGCUGGCAGCAAAGAGGGUGAUAAGCAGGCCGUUAGAAAGAUAUCAGAAUUCUUGAGCGUGGCCUGA
Sclerotinia borealis F-4128 is the source of this 1059-nucleotide messenger RNA. NCBI's taxonomy places the organism in Eukaryota, Fungi, Ascomycota, Leotiomycetes, Helotiales, Sclerotiniaceae. The record is from the annotation of a GenBank genome assembly.